Molecule: messenger RNA, 1301 nt
Organism: Epinephelus fuscoguttatus (brown-marbled grouper)
Lineage: Eukaryota; Metazoa; Chordata; Actinopteri; Perciformes; Serranidae
Gene: nfkbil1
Product: nuclear factor of kappa light polypeptide gene enhancer in B-cells inhibitor-like 1
Exons: 5
Coding region: 52-1185 (377 amino acids)
Biological process (GO): canonical NF-kappaB signal transduction
Molecular function (GO): protein binding
Source: RefSeq, a predicted model, not a curated record
CUAGUAGUUUGUGAAGCCGAGCAAGAGCAGUGUGUGGGAGUUCCUUUUCAAAUGACCCAGAAUUUUAAAAUAAAGUCUGGUUCGUUUUCAGUCCGCAUGGUGUCACGCAAACAGAAGCGGGUGUGGAAAUACGUGGAGGAAGGCAGCGUGCUGAGGCUGAAGUCGUACCUGCGGAAGCACCGGGACCUGGAUGUGAACUUCUCCCAGGGCAAGAGGGAGAGGAGCCCGCUGCACCUGGCCUGCUGCCUGGGAGACGACGCCGUGCUGCGGCUGCUGCUGAAACACGGAGCCGAUGUUCUCCAGAGGGACCGUAAAGGGGACACGGCGUUACACGUUGCAGUCAACAGGGCUUUGAAACACGGGAAGACAGCGUAUGAUGACCUGGUUGUGCCUCUGAAAAAGAGCUGCCCAGAGGCUUUGAAUGCAUCAAACAGAGCUGGAGUUACACCUCAAGACCUGCUGAACUGGAGCAAACACACAGAGACUGCAGAGAACAUGAGCCGCCCAUCUGAGAGAGACACUGAGAAGGAGUGGAUGGAAAAGCUGUUUGAUGAAUGCGAGGAUGAAUUCUUUGAAACCUUUGGAGUAUACGAUGCUGAUGAUUUUCUCCCUGUGGACGAUGACGAGGAAGACUUUGGGGACUGGGCUGACCGUAUUAGAAAAGAAUACUUUGAUAAAAAGCACGCUGAGGCUCAAAGACUGGCGUCGUCGUCUUCUGGGCAUAGAAAAAGGAAGAGUAGACAAGAGAGAGAGCAGGAGGAGAAAAGCAACAAGGAGCUGCAUGAGAAGCUGCAGAGGGAACAUGAAGAGUAUCUGGCCCGGGCAGCACGUAAAGAGGAAGAGACUCGGCAGGGUAAGAAGCGCAGGUACGACGAGAGGUGUGCGGCUACUUUUGCUGGUGCCUCUUCAUCCGGUGGCACAAAGCUGAGCUACAGCGACAUCCCCUGGCCGGCUCCACGAGGUACAGUAGAGGAGAUGCUGGAUGUGAUGCUGCACGGCGUGGACAGGAAAGACGUUCCAGUGUUUCGUAAAAUGCUCCGGAAGCAGCAAGCGCUGUGGCAUCCUGAUAAAUUCGCUCAGCGAUGUGAAGCUCGGUUGGAGGAGAAGGACAAGCAGCGGAUCCUGGAUACAGUUACAGCGCUGUCGCAGGAGCUCAACAGACUGGCCCAGAGUCUGAGGACUUAAAACUAUGCUUGAAUAAGAGAAAAGAUUAUUCAUCCAAAACUCUGUCUUAAAUUUAUUUAAAAAAUCAUCUUGAAAAAGUCUUAAAAAGCAUUAAAUUUAAGUGUCUGAUACCUGUA